AUGGAUGUUGUCGCUCUCAUUCAUUCUGUUCGCUCUUCGUUUCAUGAUCGUAGGAGCUCUCUGGAUGAUGCAAAAUCCGAAUUGGCUGAAAUUUUAGCUGCAGAGUCUGAUGCUUCUACUGCGAAAUUGUCUUCGGAUUCAUCCGAUGAUUUGGCCGAUGGAUUAUCUUCAAUCCAUAUUCAGGGUCGUGGAAGCUCGCCUGAUGAUGCCAAAACAAAUACUCCGAUGACAAGUAGCCAAGUGAGUGAUCACGCUUCACAUGAGACUUUUACCGGCAGCCACCAGCAACAGUCUGAACUUGAAGGUCCGACGGAUGCAACGGGGUUCCGAAAAUCCUCUUCAAACCACAAUACACAAAGCGGUGGAUAUGGAUCACAGUCUCAUGAUGUUAACGUCCUCACACAGCAUCUUCAUCAUCGUGGAGAUGGUCCUAGUCGAUACGGUUAUUCGGGCAGGCGUGGACAAAACCGGCGGCAUCGAGAUUGGAAAGUUCAUAGGACUAACAGUGGUGGGAACAUGCAUAUGCCACCCGGAGGUUUUCUCAGGUUUACAAGGGCUCUGCACCGCCCGCCGCUGUCGCCUUAUCCAUUUUCUCAGUAUUUUCCCCCUUUCGUGCCACCAACUUAUGGCGGCACGCACAAGCCCCCUCCCGGAUUUGGUCCCAAUUUUCCAUAUUAUGCUGCUCUACCUCCUAGUCUUGCUCCUUAUAUGCCACCUUAUGGGAAUGUUUCAGCUCCGGAUCCUGAAUUGAGCGUUAAGAUUGUCAGACAAGUCGAGUACUAUUUUAGCUUUGAUAACCUAAUUAAAGAUAUGUACUUGCGUAGACAAAUGGAUGAACAAGGUUGGGUUCCAGUGAGAUUAAUAGCAAAUUUCCGCAAGAUCAAAGAACUGACCGACAAUAUUCAGAUUAUAUCAGAAGUUCUUCAAACUUCAACUGUUGUCGAAAUUCUGGGUGACAAAGUAAGGCGACGGGAUGAUUGGCAAAGAUGGAUUAUCCCUCGUUCAUAUCAACUUCCUGAUGUUCCAAGUUCUGGAAUCUUCAAUGAGCCAAGUCAAAACUAG
Neltuma alba is the source of this 1062-nucleotide messenger RNA. Its product is annotated as la-related protein 1B-like. The coding region runs from base 1 to 1062 and encodes 353 amino acids. NCBI's taxonomy places the organism in Eukaryota, Viridiplantae, Streptophyta, Magnoliopsida, Fabales, Fabaceae. Gene Ontology annotation, molecular function: RNA binding. The record is from RefSeq and is a predicted model, not a curated record. The transcript is spliced from 6 exons.